Molecule: messenger RNA, 1583 nt
Organism: Dreissena polymorpha
Lineage: Eukaryota; Metazoa; Mollusca; Bivalvia; Myida; Dreissenidae
Exons: 6
Coding region: 72-1316 (414 amino acids)
Source: RefSeq, a predicted model, not a curated record
GACAAUUCUGGCGAUGCUCGGUGCGAAACAAGACAGUAAAAUGUCCGGCAUCCGUGAAACAGUACCGCGACAUGUUCACAUCGGGUGUAGCAGGACACGUUCAUCCACAAGAUCCUGGUGCUACAAAAAAGAUGAAAAUAGCUAAGAAGGUGAAGGAACUGGCGCGAGAACGUGUCUUUGAGCCAGCCGCCGUAAUCGUGGAACGUGUCAUGAAGGAUAUGGUGGCACCAAACGAUGUCAGCCUACCCAAACCAGCAAAUCUAGUUCGUGUUGUCAACCACCACAGACGUCUCCGUCCCGAUGAUCCUAAAGACUUAGCGUUUGAGCUUGACAGAAACUUCAUCGGAGAAGACUUCAUAGUGGACGACCUUGUUCUGGACGGUGCUCGACACAUCGUCUUCGGAACGCAGCGCCAGCUGGAUAUACUACGACAGGCAAAGAUGUGGUAUAUGGAUGGCACCUUCAAGGUGGUAAAGCAGCCGUUUUACCAGCUACACUCUAUCCACACAUUUGUGAAGAAGGGGGAAGAUGAGAAGCAGGUGCCACUGGCGUACGCUCUGAUGUCGAGGCGAAGUAAAGAUGAUUACGUUCAGGUUUUCAGGAGUCUACGUCGCAGACUGGGGGAUCUCUCUGUAGAGUGGAUUAUGUUAGACUUUGAAGCUGCAACUUGGCAGGCGAUAAGAGAGGUUUUUCCUGAUGCCGUGAUACGGGGAUGCGUCUUCCACUUUACACAGCGGAUAUACAGGAAGAUCACCACAGAGGGACUGAGUACCGCGUAUCAGCAACAUGGUGACAAGUUCGAGUUCUUCAGGAAAAUUAUGUCCCUUCCUUAUCUACCAGUUGAACAGAUUGAACCGGCAUUCAACAGGCUGAUGGAGGUAGCUGAAGGAGUCGGGGGUCCCGUACUGCGGGUAUGCGAGUACAUUUCCCGUACAUGGAUCCACGGCAGUGUAUGGCGACCCCUCAAUUGGUGCGUGUUUAGAGAGGAGGUGCGAACGAACAACGACUUGGAAGGAUGGCAUAGACGCAUCAACGCACGAGCGUGUUCAGCCAACCUCGGGCUUUACAAGUUGGCCAACCUUCUCAGAGAGGAAUCUGAGACUGUUGAUCUUCAUAUACGGCUGGUGAGCCAGCACCUUCUCACGAAGAUCAGGCGGAAGAAGUAUGUUACGAUACACGGCAGACUGCAUCAAGCAUGGGAUGACUACGAAGAAGAGAAGCUGACAACAACUGAACUUCUGAGGAUCAUCAGCCACAUCAAUGCCCUCGGACCAUCCACAGCGGUCCACCACAUGCUCGACGACGACGAGGCUUGAAAGAUGAACGACUGAUAUGGUUGAAAUGUAACAUUAAAUUGAACAGUGUCGUACAUGUAUCUAAUUUGUAUUAGAAAAUCUGAAUGAUAAAAAUGUGUGAUAAAAAUGUAAAAAUAUUGUAGUGCGUCAAAAAUGUAUCUAAUUAAUAUGUGCUUACUCCCUCAUUUUUUUUAAAUGACAUGAAAUAUUCAAAUAUAUAUAUAUAGUAUCCAAGGUUUAGUUGUUGCUUAUUUAUAUUAUAUGGUAAAUAAAACGGAUUACAAAGUA